AUGCAGCUCACCUUUUUAGCCACAGCCAAACAAGUUAUCAAAAUGACUGAGAAGGCCAAAGCUGCUCUAGAAGAGCAGACUAUCAGAACUUUGUCAAAGAAGCAUAAAAACAACAGCAGUAGAGAUAGUGGGAACAUGAACCUAAAAAAGGCCAAAAAAACCCUACUGCCUGGUAACACUCCCACCAAUGGUGCAGGAUCUAUGGAUGAAGAUAAGCCAGUUAACAAAAAUAGGCCUGUAACAGCACUAUUGUCUUCAUGUCCAGAGUUGAUUUCUAGUCAGCAGGCUGUUGUGCAUACUGAGGAAGAAGAGAAUACAUUGUACAAAGAUGACGAGAUGGCAGAAGACAAGCUCUGGAUGAUGGAUGAGGUAUGUGAUGAAGACAGAUUUGUUGAUGAGGCUGAGUUGUUAAAUGAGAGAGUGUGGAUUCAACCAGUCAAGUUAGUGCUUGUCGAGGUGUGCAAGCUUGCAUGA
Molecule: messenger RNA, 474 nt
Organism: Suillus fuscotomentosus
Lineage: Eukaryota; Fungi; Basidiomycota; Agaricomycetes; Boletales; Suillaceae
Exons: 4
Coding region: 1-474 (157 amino acids)
Source: RefSeq, a predicted model, not a curated record